AGUCAUAAUGGUUUGCAAAAUUUUGUGAAGGAGGGUCAACAUGGCCUAAGCAAAAUCGAUUUUUUUUGUUUUGUUUUUGGAAAUCGCUUGUUGCAUCUUGCAACACAAUUGAAAGCUUGAAACCCUAGUUUCAGUCUGUACUUUCUCCAUUUACAAUUAUUUGAUUAUAAGGUUUAUUUUUGCAAUUCUGAAGCUGAUAACAACAUCGCCACAAUGGGAACCAUCAGUGAGCUAAAGAUGGAAGAGAUGCCGUUGCCAGCUCUCUUCGAACAGGCACGGAAAAUUCAUUAUGCCGCAUCUGAAUCGAUGGUGGAUCAGGAGACGGUGAAAAAGGGAUGCGAACUGUCAAGUAAAUGCGAGGAUAUGAUCAGCAAACUAGGUCUCUUCUCAUCAAAUGAGAAGAAAGAUGAUAUUAGCACUGGGAAUCUUAAAUAUCUUUUGGUGCCAUAUUAUCUUGGUGAAUUACUGGAGAAAAUAUCAGAGGGUGAUAGACUUCAAGUUCUUAAAGCUUCUCAGGCUAAGUUAAAGGAGUUUAUUGCUUUUUGUGAGGCAAUGGAGCUUCUUCCCGAAGAUGAAUUGGAGACAUCGAUUCCAGCUGGUCCAAAUGGUUUUGCAGAUCGUAGAGCAAAGAAGAUUGCACGUUUCAAACGUCAGAAGGAAGCAGAAUCAAAGUUGCUUGAACUGAAGGAGCGGAAUGAACGUCGUGGCCGUUCAACUAGAGCUUCUGCUUUAUCAACUCAUGUUGAUGUUGGUCAAGAAGAUGAACCAGAUGAAGAUGGGGAAGAAGGAAGAGAGGUUUGGCUUGCUACCAUCUCACUGUCUCUUUGUAAGGCUAUUGAUCUAUUAGAAAUGCUUAGGAAAGAGGAAGAAAUGCUCUCUGCUAUAAAGGAAAAAGAGCUUGAGGAAGGGCAAACACAGAUUUCACAGGCAAUUCUUGAUGAACGCACAAUAAAAGCUGAGGCCUGGCAUCGUGAUGCUGCUGCACGGUCUCAAUACACCAGGCCAGCAAAACCUAUCACGUGUGCCACUUUUGCCCAAGAUGUUAUAGAGGGGAGAGCAAAUGUGUCACAGAUGCAUGAGCAUAAACACCAGCCCUUAAUAUUUGGACCAGCUAGCCUGGUUGGCAGGAAUCCUACUACUGCUCGAGAAAGAAUGGCUGCACAAGUUUUCCAGCCUCACUAUAGAAUGCCAACAAUGAGCAUAGAAGAAGCUGGGUUAAAAGAGAUGGAGAUAAUGAACAAAUGGCAAGAAAAGAAUGUCAAGCUCAUGGAAGAAGCAAGUUCAUCAUGGUACAAGGAAAACCGGCCAUCAAAGCCAAGCGAAGAAGAAGAUGAUGAAGAAGAUGAAGAUGCUGCUGAAGAGAAAGCAAGGGCAUGGGAUGACUGGAAAGAUGACAACCCUCGUGGUGCCGGUAACAAAAAACUCACACCUUGUGGCUAAAAGACUCGCAGCCUUAUGUUUUUUUUUUAAAAAAAUCACUACUGCGUCUUCUUCUAGUGACACCAAAACCCCCCAGCCUUUCCAUGCAUUGCCCUUUUCAUGUCGGUUCAAUGGUCGAGUGUGGAGACUCAUUUUAUAUAAGUUAAUACUCUCUGUACGAAUUAGGCUUUUUGGGUGUAGGUGGGCUAGGAGAUGGUGUUUGUAUAGGAUUGUCAUCUCAGUAAAUUUUCUGCACACUUUCUACAGGACACCAUCACAAUAACUUGAUACGACAAUAACUUGAUACGAGUUCAGACUCCAUGGCCUAGAGCUGCCAUCCCGUCUGAUCAUGUGUUUGAGAUUUUCUCUUCUUUUGUCAUUUUCAAAUUUUGUGCAUGAAUUUAAUUUCCUACCCUUUGUUUCUUUGUCACGCCAAUUUUUGUACAGUCCUCGUAGGGCCAAUCAAGGGGUAAGGAAUCU
Messenger RNA from Cuscuta campestris, 1899 nucleotides. The record is from the annotation of a GenBank genome assembly. NCBI's taxonomy places the organism in Eukaryota, Viridiplantae, Streptophyta, Magnoliopsida, Solanales, Convolvulaceae.